This is a messenger RNA of Thunnus maccoyii (southern bluefin tuna), 6820 nucleotides long. RefSeq names its product E3 ubiquitin-protein ligase RBBP6-like. The coding region runs from base 382 to 6117 and encodes 1911 amino acids. Lineage: Eukaryota; Metazoa; Chordata; Actinopteri; Scombriformes; Scombridae. The record is from RefSeq and is a predicted model, not a curated record. Gene Ontology annotation, cellular component: nucleus. The transcript has 19 exons. Gene Ontology annotation, molecular function: nucleic acid binding; zinc ion binding; ubiquitin protein ligase activity. Gene Ontology annotation, biological process: protein ubiquitination; mRNA processing; ubiquitin-dependent protein catabolic process.
UGACGAGCCGUUGCUUGUGGAAACAGCUGGUGGUUUCUGUCAGCGAACACUUCGGAUUGACAGCGACAUUAGCAAGAAUAAAAGUUCAAAUUAGACUCGAAACUGACUGAAUGCGCUUUGAUUUGACCCUGCGCUGCUGUUCCACCAGACGCCGGGACAUGUCAUCCUGUGAACGCCACUUUAUCAGGCAGUUGUUAAUUAACGACCUAGCUUGUUAGCGGCGAAUCACUGAACGCUCGACGCAGCCGGUUGCUAACGCCAGCUAGCUAACUUUAUACUCCCAUAGCAACUAACGCGAUACAGCCUCUCUGUCGGUGCAGGGAAACUGUCAGCCGUCGCUCUCCUGGCAGUGUAGGACGAGUUUUUUUGCUCUGUUUCAGCAUGACUCAUGUUCAUUAUAAAUUCUCCUCUAAACUCAGCUACGACACGGUGCUUUUUGACGGCCCGCACAUCACGCUGAGAGAUCUGAAGAGGCAGAUCAUGGGCAGGGAGAAGCUCCGAGCCGGGGACUGCGACCUGCAGAUCACAAACGCACAGACCAAAGAAGAGUACACAGACGACGAAGGUCUCAUCCCCAAAGGCUCCUCUGUCAUCGUCAGGAGAAUCCCCAUCAUCGCAGUCAAGUCCAGCUCAAGCAGCAAGAACCACAACAUAGAGCGAUCAGACAACCAGCAUCAUCACGCCUCUGGAGCCAUCAAAGCAAUGGAUGACCACAAUUCCUCCAGAGCCUUACCCUUUUUCUCCAAGAUGACUAACCUGGCUCAUGCGGAUGUUUCGGAGGACGAUAAAAUCAAAGCUGUGAUGAAUCAGUCCGCCUACGAUUCCAUGAGUUACACCAAGAAGUUAGGUGCUGUUCUUCCUGCGAACUAUGCCUGUUAUCGCUGUGGAAAUACUGGACACCACAUCAGGAACUGUCCCACCAGUGGGGAUAAAAAUGUCGAGGCUCCUCUGAGGAUUAAGAAGAGCACAGGCAUCCCUCGUUCCUUUAUGGUCGAGGUGGACGAUCCCAGCAUAAAGGGGGCCAUGCUGACCAACUGUGGACGUUACGCCAUUCCUGCCAUAGACGCGGAGGCAUACGCCAUCGGCAAGAAAGAGAAGCCUCCGUUCAUUCCACAGGAGCAGCCAAAGUCAGAAGUCGAGGACGAUCCCGUACCUGAUGAGCUCCUCUGUCUCAUCUGUCAUGACCUGCUGAGUGACGCCGUGGUCAUACCCUGCUGUGGAAACAGCUACUGUGAUGACUGUAUUCGAACUGCCUUGCUGGAUUCAGAGGAACACGUCUGCCCCACUUGUAGCCAAUCAGAUGUCUCCCCUGAUACCCUGAUAGCCAAUAAAUUCCUCCGACAGGCUGUGAACAAUUAUAAGAAAGAGAGAGGCCACACCAAAAACCUGAGAGGAGUGUCUGGCACCUCCCAGUCCCUAAAUCCAACCCCAAUACCGAGCCCUGUCCCCACCCCGCCCCCUAUCGCCACACAGAGCCAACCCCAGAAGCCCCACCAGUUGACCCACAGUCAGCAGCCUGCAGACACGCCGCCGCUGUCUCAGGUGUCUGAGGCUCCUCCUGCAGUAACAGGUCCCACCUCUGCUUCCAGCAUACCUAGCACUUCCCUCCAACCUGUGCAAAGCCAUCUGGAGAUACCCGACAAGGAGGCUGAAGGAAAGAAACAUAAUGACUCAGUGCCUGCUGCUGUCCCUUCUGUACUGGUUUCAAACAAAGACCCCAUUGCUGCUCCAUCACAGCUGAUACCACUGGUUACUCACACUCCAGUGGCAGACCAGCUCCCGUCAGUCAGUGUAAAUCCGCAGCAGUCCUCUUCAGGUCCAGCACCAAGACACUCUGGGCCAUCAACCUGCUGGGACGGCUCCUCUUCCUCCUCAGGUUGUCCCACCGUAGGCUGGACUGAAUCCAACACCCAGCAGCUCCCUCCCCUCUCCUCCUCCUCCUCCUCAACAUCAUAUUCAACUACUCCACCUCCACCUCUCUUCCCCUCCCCCCAUUUCCACACGUUCCUCUCGGCUCAGCAGCCCCUCAGUGGUUUCCCACCUGGAUACCCACCUACCACGCCCAUUUGGACGCUCCCAAACCCCCAGGGUGCCCCCAUCCCUUCCCUCUGCUCCUCCACCUCCUCUAUCCCUGCCCUCAUCCCCAAGGAGUGGUUCAGGCAUCAAGGAAAGAAGAAGGAAAGGUCACCUCACAGAGGAUCUGCCUACAGACGCUCCUCCUCUCGUUCUAAUUCCAAGUCUUCUAAGUCCAAGUCUUCUCGCUCCUACUCUCGCUCUUCAAGCAGGUCCAGAUCUCGUUCCCGGUCCAGAUCCCAAGGCAGAUCAAGGCCCCGCUCACCUUACUCCCGCGCCAGAGACCUCCAUUCUCGCUCUCAUCCCUCCCGCUCCUAUAGCUAUGGUUACAAACGAUCACGCUCCCCCACGCCAUCCUCAUCAUCGUCACCUCGAGUGGGUCACCACUCCAGGUCCAAGUCACCGUCAGAUCACCGGAAAAGACGUCAUCACAGCAAGAAGUCAGCCUCAAGCAGCUACAGCUCGAGGAGGGGAGGCGAACGCUCAUCCACAUCAGGUCUCUCCCAGAGGGAAGCAGGAGGCUCGUGGGGGAAUUUAGUCACUCACCCAUAUGAUCUGCAUGUAAAUCAAGACAGCAGCCUGGAGAUGGACAGAGAACGCUACCUGCAGUGCAAAAAGGAAUACAAAGAGUGGUGUGAGAAAUAUUUCAGCAGCUAUGUCAGCCACUUCCACCAACUGCCCCCUUCCCUCCUCACCCUCCCUCCUCCUCCUAAUCCUUAUUGGGGGGACAGAGAAGGAAGCAGAAAUCACUUACAAGGCAACUUGGACUCCCGCUACGGACUCCAAGGUAGACGCACCGCCCGGACGGACGGCCACUCCCAUCCAUCUCAGUCGUCCAGUGACAGCCGCUCCUCACCAUCUCAGUCUUCAAGUGACAGCCGUUCCCCUCCAUCUCAGUCGUCCAGUGACAGCCGUUCACCUGCCUCUCGGCCGUCCAGUGACACCAGCUCUGCACCAUCCGAAGAAAGAGCUCAUCAGACGAGGUGCGCUGAGAAGGACAGCCGCCUGCCAGUCAGACCAAGAGAGGGUAGUAAGCAGGUGGAAGUGCAAGAAAGAAGUAAAGACAAAAAGCAGCUAAUCUCUAAAAAUUUGGAAGACCUCAGCGCCCUGGAACAUGCACAAAAGAGGAUGAGGAAGCAUGAGGGAGGUAAAGUAGAGGAGUCAUCAUCCCUUGAUGCUGCAGACUCAACAGAUGACAGCAGAAACAACAAGAGGAGGCACAACACCAGACCAAGCGAUGCCAGCGAUGUCGUAGAUUCAGUCCAAGUUCCUCUGAAACCAGAUAAACCUUCGGAUAAAAACUAUGAAAGAAGAAGCAGAGAGCAAAGGAAUUUGGAAAGAGAGAAAGGAUGGCGAAGAGGCAGAGAGUCAGACUACAGGCAGGAUUUGGAGAGACAUCACAAAGUGAAGCCCAGUGAAGAGGCAGGCAGGGUGGAUACAGACAGGGCGAGAAACCCUGGAGGCAGCAAAGCUUCUGACUCUAGAUCAGAGAAGAAGAGAAAGAGGAAAGGAGAGGGCGUGGAGAGAAAUGAGAGAGAGAGAAGUCCCAGCGUAAAGACUCAAAGCAGCAAAUGCCUGAAAACCAAAGUCACGGAGGACGCUGAAACCCGCAAGAGUGAAUCCCCAAAACGAUUUGACAGAGAGACCCCACAAAAGGAGAAGAAAAAGGAGAAGAAAACAUGGCCUCUAAAAGAAAGAGACAUCUGGGAGGGAGAGAUAGUGAAGGUGAAACCACAGAAGAAGAUAAGUAUCAACAUCAACCUGGAUGGGAAAAGGAAGGAGGAGAAAAAUGAAAAACAGGACCUGUCUUACUCAGAGAUGAUUGCAGAAAAAUCAAAGGAAGGGGUUGAGAAGACGGCUACUGGAGAGGAGGAGAGGUUAAACAGAGAAACAGAAAUUAUAGUAAACGAAAGGAAGGAAUCUAGUGAACAGAAAGGUGUGCUUGAAGAAAAAAUAAAACCAGAUGAAAAAGAAGCAAGAGAGAUGUGGGAAAAAGCCACCUUCAGGGAUGACAAGGGAGAGACGUGGGAGAAGAUUGCCAGAGAGGAGGAAGACAUCAGAGAGAAGAAAGGGGACGGAGAAGAGGAGGACUUUAACUUAUGGCAUUGUGCCCUUAGAGGAGUGGGGAUAGGGGACGGGGCGGAGGCCAGCAAGAGAGAAGAGCUGACUGGAGUCGACAGGAGGAGCGUGAGGGGAAAAGAGGAGGAAGAAGAGAGAGUGAUAAGUGACAACAGCGCUCAAGAGAUGGCACAGUCUGUCGCAGGUACCCGAACCCCGCCAGGGGUGUACAAGCCAAAAGAGGAGGUGACAGAGGGAGAGCCGAGGUCACAAUGGAGCAGAAACGAGACCCACCGUUACCGACCAAACACCAUGGUGGAGGAUGGCAGCAGUACCCCCACAGUGGGCAGCUGGGGAGGUGAGGACUGUCAGGACAGGAGGACAGUGAUGAAAACUCUAGAGGAAUACACACAGGACAGAGCUGAAGACAGAGAGGACAAGCUCUUACUUGUACAGGUCCCUCGCUCCAAAUGGGAGAAGGAAGAGUCUGAGGGAGAAGGGCAAGACGAAGGAGAGAUCAAAGUUCAAACCGACACUCUUUCGGUGGCUCUGCCUACACCGCCAGUGACACAAACUAACAAGGAAACGGAGGGAGAGAAUGAGCGGAAGAGACCGAGGUCAGUGGAGAGGCAGAGAGACAGGGAAAGAGCGACGGAGAGAGGAAGGGACAGGGAGAAAGAGAAAAACUCCACUAUGGCCAAUUCAGCCAGAAGUGUGGCUCCCUCUAGUGGCAAAGACAGAACUGACAGUAGCUCGUGUACAGACAGAGACAGGGAUAGAGACAGAGGUAGGGAGCGUGAGAGACAGGAGAGGAGAAGCCAGAAGGAGAGCGAGAGGGCAAAAGAGAGGAUAAGGGACGAAGAGAGAGGGAGAGACAGGGAGAGAGAAAGAGAGCACAGCAGCAUCCUAAGGAGGAGUCUCCCUUCCUCUACUCACUACUCCUCUUCCUCUGCAUCACAUGACACAGAGAGGAGAGACAGGCAGCGAGGGGGAGACCAGGGCAGCAACAAGAGUCCUUCCCGUCCCAGUAGGAUCAAGGAAAUCAGUUUGAUAAGCAGAACUGCCGAAGCGCCUGAUCAAAAUACACAUAAAACGCACAAGGACACAUUACUGGACUUGAAAUCUAAAGGCAAAGAAGAGGAACAGAAAGGCCUUCAUGACUACUAUCAUCAUAAUCACAGAGACCCAACACAGCCCUGCAGACGUGAAGACGCACCUGCAGGGACCCGCCACUCCCCAUCUUCCCUCUCCCACAGCUGGGGUAAGGAGAGAGACCAGUUCCCCUCCAAAUCCCCUAGAAGACUCCAAGGAGAGUCAGAGCCCAGUAAGCCCAGAAUGAGCAGCCCUAAUCCUGAAUUAAUUCAUGUUGCCAGAUCUGAUCAGCCAAACACCUGGAGGUCCAUGAGCCAGCACGCAGCCUUACCCGCAGAGCCACCCAAAUCCAGCCAAGACACGACCAGCAGCUCAGAGAGAGAAAAAGAGAAGAGGGAGAACAGAAGGAGAAACGAUAGCAGGGAAGAGAAAGGGGAGUGGAAGAGAUACAAGCUGGAUAAAGUAAUAAAAGAAAACAAAGGGGAGAGAGAGACAAGAGAAAUUGAGACUGAGAGAGAACGAGGUAGUCAGUGGGAGGCUGAUGAAUUGGACGGAGAGCCAAAAUGGGGGGCAGGAAGAGAGCUGGAGGAGGGAGAGAGGCCCAGCAGCCGCAGCAGCAGCAGCGUCAGUUCUUCAGCAAGCCAGGGGAACAGCAGGGACGACAGGAGAAAAGACAGGAAGAAGAAGCAAAAGAAGCACAAAAAGGAGAGGAGACAUUCCGGCCCAGAGCUGGAGGAAGGUGAGCUGAAGAAACACAAGAAGAAGAAGUCAAAGAAAAACAAAGAAGAAAGCAAGGAGGAGAGUAGUGGAGAGGUGGACGACAGAUGGAAAGAGGAGGAAGACCACGCUAAGCUUCCUUUCUCUGUCCAAAAAGUGCCUGGAUUUAAUUUUUGACUUUUUUUUCCCCCCCGGGAUACUUUUUGUAUCACCUUAAUAUCUAAUAAAUGUGUUAUCUAAGAUUAAAUUGAACAAAUUGUGAAGGAAAAGCACUUUACUAUGGAUAUGAAAAAUGAAUGUGAAUGAAAGCAAAUGCUAAGAUCUUUGACCUCUUGAAUUAUUUAAAGUUCAAGGACUUUGCACACACUCACAACUUGCUCAGGACUGUCACCAACUGUGGUUCAUAUUUACUGAACCUCCAGUGUUGCAGCUUGCAUGAAGGAAUUUUCAUUUUGCCAAGAGGUCAGUCAGUCAUUUGAUUUGCCUCACACAGGAGUGCACAUAGAGGAUUGUUGGAUAAAGGUUUGUGAUAAAUUUAAAACAUAAACUGUGAAUAUUUAUGAUUUGAACCUCUGUGUUGUAUUUUAUUUUUCUUUUUAAUUUUGUAAAUGUUUAAUUUAAAAACCGCUGUUGGAUGGAUACAUGAUAUACCAGAGGAAAGUUUAGUUUUUCCUGUUUUGAAGGAAAUAAAAGAAACAUCCAUAAAAUGUUUUUUUUUCUGUCUGUAUUAAUGUCUUCUGCUGCUAUUUAGAGUUAGCAAGUAAUAGUAACACAAGUAACAUCUAAAAAAAGUAAAAAAUGUUAUGUGUACAUUGGAAAUAUGGAUUGCAGACAAUAAGAAAAUACAGAUUUUUCUUGAAUAAAAUAUUUCAAGAUUCAA